This is a messenger RNA of Sphaeroforma arctica JP610, 2277 nucleotides long. RefSeq lists its product as hypothetical. Bases 146 to 1744 code for a protein of 532 amino acids. Gene Ontology annotation, molecular function: protein binding. Lineage: Eukaryota; Ichthyosporea; Ichthyophonida. The record is from RefSeq and is a predicted model, not a curated record. Gene Ontology annotation, biological process: cell differentiation; multicellular organism development. The transcript is spliced from 2 exons.
GUGGAAUCUGGGGCAUGUUAAUAAGUCGCGCUCCUAUAUUGAUUAGUAGUGCAGAGUAUAGAUGGUAUACACGCAUAGUUUACGAGUGGACUUACUACGGACUGAAGGUGCAGCAUAUUGAGAAAGAACAAUUGAAACGAACACUAUGAAAACAACAUACGCACUCUUAGCGCUCUCCACGCUGGCCACGCUGAGAUCAGUGCACGGUGUACAUGCGGAUCAUUUACACGAACAUCGUCAUGAACACGAAUACCGUGACGCGACAGAACUGCGUGACAUUCACGACAUUGCUGAUAAGAUUAAAGCUGCAGUCCACCAAGCUACCGAUAAAGCGAAGGAAGUCAGUGAUACUAUAGCUCAUCAGGUCAAAGAGGGAGCUCCUGACGUAGAGAAAGCUGUAGAAAUGACAGUCGAUGAUUUUGCCAAGAAGGUAAAACAUCUUAUCGAUUGUCCGCUGAUGUGCACAAUGGAUUACCGCCCGGUGUGUGCGUCGGACGGCAACACCUACUCAAACAAGUGUGUGAUGCGAAGCAAGGCGUGCGAGAAGCAGGAGCACUUUACCGUCUUGUAUGAGGGUGAAUGCAAAGAUACAGUGGUAACUAUCCCAGUCACUGGAACAAAAUCAGAAACGAAUGAAAACACUGGAAACAAAGCAGAUGAACCCAUACCCAUAAUCGAUAUGGAUUGCUUUAAGUUUUGCGCUCAGAGUUACAAGCCUGUUUGUGGCUCUGAUGGCGCUACGUAUUCCAACGAAUGUGAGUUGGGUAAUGCCAAUUGUAUUAGCAGUACUAAGGUGACUGUGCAGAGCGAGGGCGUGUGCGAGACUAUAUUAAUUUUGAAUCUUGGCCCCGUCGUCCCUAAUGAUGAAGAGCCUGAGGGCAAGUCUACUGUUGAUUCGAAGGAGUCCUGCAGACGCCCCUGUCCUCGCAAUCUGCGCCCUGUGUGUGCGUCCAACGGAAAAACAUAUCCCAACAAGUGCGUGAUGGAGGUAUCAGGCUGUGAGAUCAACGAGGCACUCACCGUAUCCCAUAAUGGCCCAUGUGAGGCCGAGGUAGAUGAAGGUGCCAACGCAAAGGCUAACGAAGCUGACGCGGAGACGGCGGAGAAGGACAGCUGUCUCAAGCCCUGCAACCGCAUACUCAUACCCGUGUGUGCGAGCAACGGCAAGACUUAUUCCAACGUGUGCGAGAUGGAGAUUGGCGCGUGCCAGUUGAACGACGAAUUGACUGUGCAGUUCCCUGGAUAUUGCUGUGAGCUGAGCUUCUGCACUGCCGAAUACGCGCCUGUUUGUGCAACGGAUGGCAACACAUACUCCAACAAGUGUGAGUUAGAAAGCGCCAAGUGUGGGGAUAAGUCAUUCAUUGAGCUGAAGCACGAGGGCGCAUGUGGCCCUGACAGUGGCAGUACGGGUGCAGGUGCAAGCUCGGGUACCUCUGCCUCCCACAGCAGUGGGGAGAGUGAAAGCAGCGGCUUAUCUGACCUGUUCUGGAUCUGCGCCGUGGCCGGCAUUAUCCUUGCGGUCGUUUCAGUGGGUGCCGUGUUGAUUGUCAUCGUUGCCAGGCGCAAGCAGGCGGCGAGCAGUCCCUUGGACUAUUCCAAGCUGUUCGAGGAACAGGAGGGGCCCCCUGCGUAUGACUUCCAGCAAAGCGAGAUACUCGCGGCUGCGCCGCCGUCGAUGAAGUUCAACGGCAACCACUACGAGCCCGUUCCAGACACCGACAAGACGGACCAGACCAAGCAGUAAUUUGGGGUUGACAGAAUAUAGUGAAUAUUUGUGUAGUAUUUCACCCAUGUAUAUGAAUAUAUAAUCUUCGUUGAGAGAGUUCGGCAAGCGAGGCGCGCGAAUGCUGGACAUAUUUGAGACUCACUCGUAUAAUGGAUGAGCAUUUUCUGAGGUACACCUACCUUACCGAUACUUUGGAGUGCGCUGAUGGUGCAUUCGUUUUACCAGAGCAGAGACUAGCGAUUGCCCGGGCGGGCAGCUAGUCACUCAGGCAAGUAUUGAAGGAGCGUUGAGAUGCUCUUGAAAUGCUCAAUGCGGGUAUCGCCCGGAGAAAGGCGUAUUGCCAUAUCCCCAUACGUUUCUAUGUCCAGGGGGCAUGCUGGUUGCUUUACAACGCGCGUGAGAAGACAGGAAUGACCUGUAGCAGAUCUGUAUUCAACUUUGGCGUCACAGCGGGUUUAGACGACAUUUGGAAAAUAAAUGAAGUUCUUUUCCCUGUUUAGUUCUAUAUUAAAAAUAAAUAGAUUGGCAUAUGCCAAUCCAAAUUCAUCAUC